AUGGUGGUUCUCUUUCUCUUAGCAGCUUUGCUGCAAGACAGGAUUGUCAGGGCUGAUGGGGGUUUGGGGAACCCUGUAAGGGGCAUCGAGGGUUUCCCCAUUUGUGUUGUGGCAAAGGGGCAGCGGCUCUACGCCGUCAGUUAUCCUCAAGCGGAUAAUGUGGCACUUAAGGAAGAGCCAGUCUCAAGUACCUUGUACGGAGCCAGGUUUCUGACAGGUGAGGUUGGAGGAUCGGUCACCCAUCAGUGCUUCUACUCCAUCAUGCCAGCCAACAAACACGACCGAAAAUACUGGUGCAAAAUAGCAGGAAGCGGAGUUUGCUACACCAUCAUUUCUACAACCGGCUACACCUCAAAAGACCACGCAGGGCGAGUGUCCCUCGAGGACAUCCCCCAGAAUGGCACCUUCAUGGUGACAAUGACAGAGCUGAAGAAGAGCGACACGGGGACCUACCGAUGUGGCAUCGGCACCACCAACAGAGACCUGUAUGUCAGCCUGAACCUGACGGUUUUGGCAGAUGCCGGUGCGCUGAGACUGACCGAACUCAUCCAGGGGGAGCUCCGUGGCUCUGUCACGGUCCUGUGCCCACCCGGGGACACCCAAGGUGGUGAGAAGAGGUUCUGGUGCAAACUGGGGAGGACGAGCUGCGCUCUCAUCGCCGACACCAAUGGCUACGUGGGAAAGAGACCAAAAUUUCUGAGCGGCACAGUCGGAGGCUCGCUGUCCUUGAAGUGCCACUAUGAUCCCAAGGGGAACUAUGAGAAGAAGUAUUUGUGCAGGUGGAAGGAAGCUAGCUGCUCACUGCUCGUGGACGUGGAUGGGUUCGUGCACGAGUCCUACAAAGGGCGAAUACAAAUAGCCAGCAACGACCAGGAAAAUGGGAUUUACACAGUGGUGAUGAGCCACCUGAGAGAGGAGGAUGCAGGAUGGUACUGGUGCGGGGCUAAAAACAGGCACACAGAGCACACGUCCUCUGUGAAGCUGCGCAUCCAGAAGGCCACCUACAGCACGCCCACGCAGAGGAGCAUCACGGGUCUGAUGUACGUGAUGGGCACCGUCACCAAGAGCACCAGCACCCUGCUGCCCACUGCCCCCCCCAGCACCUUUGUAACCUCCGCAAGCGAAAUCUAUCGCAAGAGACAGCAAAUCCAGCAGCAAGUGUUCUUUGAAAGCAAGAAGGAACUAGAGCUCUUUUACCAACAGCUUGAUGAAAUUCUCCUCCAGCAUCUCAAACAGCGCUUGCUCAUUGCAGAGUGA
Messenger RNA from Pygoscelis adeliae (Adelie penguin), 1257 nucleotides. RefSeq names its product polymeric immunoglobulin receptor-like. The coding region runs from base 1 to 1257 and encodes 418 amino acids. Gene Ontology annotation, cellular component: plasma membrane. Lineage: Eukaryota; Metazoa; Chordata; Aves; Sphenisciformes; Spheniscidae. Gene Ontology annotation, molecular function: transmembrane signaling receptor activity. The record is from RefSeq and is a predicted model, not a curated record. The transcript has 7 exons.